CCCAUCUUCAGUUCCCAGUUCCGACACGACCAACACUACUCUUCUAUCUCCUUCUCCCUAACGCAGAACAGCAAAAUGGGGAGUUUUCGAAGAAGUCUGAUCGGCGUGCACCGAAUCCUCAAUUCCAAUAGAAGCUCCGUCGCAGCCCCUUCCUCUCAGGCCUUUUUUGGGCCUCGAUAUCGUGGGGUUUCUGAUUUUUCUUCAAUCAAUAGCAACGAUACUCUGUCGUCUGAUAUCGAUCUCUCCAACGAAGAGAGUAAGAGACGCUUGUUUAACAGUCUGUUAUAUAGGAGCAAACAACGAGGCUUUCUGGAACUGGAUUUGGUUCUAGGGCAAUGGGUGGAGGAGCAUAUUCAUUCCAUGGAUGAGAAGGGAAUUAAAGCUCUCGUUCACGUCCUUGACCUGGAAAAUCCGGAUCUCUGGAGGUGGCUUACUGGGCAAGAGCGACCCCCCGAAUCAGUGAAAAUAAAUCCUGUGUUUACUGCAGUGCAUGACAAGGUUAUGAACAACCUCAACAGCCAUUCCGCCCCGGAAACACGAGCAAUACCAGGACAACCAUGGGUAAGGGGGUGGGAAGAUAUGAGGAAAGGUCGAGACGGUCCUAUUGCAGGGAAUCAGUAGUUCUGCGAGCAAAAUUGAGCUAUGUUUUGAAUAAUGCGUUUGUCCCCUCCACUGGAGGAAAUAAAUAAGAUGUGUUUGUUAUUUUAGUUUCUAUUUGUUUUUAAAAAUAAACAGCUUUAGGGAAACCAAACUGCAAUGGAGCCUUGCCUCUAGGCCAAUGUGGUGUAAUAAAUCAUAUAUAUUUGGCCUAUGUUCUGUAUCCAAAGUUGCUUAUUGUAAUGUAAUAUGUCAUAUAUUUUGGUUCAAAUGUGCUAGUCUUGGUAAUUCGCCUACAAUGGAAACUGUAUUUUCUUUA
Messenger RNA from Juglans regia (Persian walnut), 916 nucleotides. Its product is annotated as succinate dehydrogenase assembly factor 2, mitochondrial. The transcript has 3 exons. Gene Ontology annotation, cellular component: mitochondrion. Bases 76 to 621 code for a protein of 181 amino acids. Lineage: Eukaryota; Viridiplantae; Streptophyta; Magnoliopsida; Fagales; Juglandaceae. Gene Ontology annotation, biological process: tricarboxylic acid cycle; mitochondrial respiratory chain complex II assembly; mitochondrial electron transport, succinate to ubiquinone. The record is from RefSeq and is a predicted model, not a curated record.